Molecule: messenger RNA, 4977 nt
Organism: Apis mellifera (honey bee)
Lineage: Eukaryota; Metazoa; Arthropoda; Insecta; Hymenoptera; Apidae
Product: protein RUFY3
Exons: 14
Coding region: 361-3078 (905 amino acids)
Cellular component (GO): cytoplasm
Molecular function (GO): metal ion binding
Source: RefSeq, a predicted model, not a curated record
UGAAAUAAAUAUUUUUAUUUAUUAUACACACACGUAUUGGCACACAUACUUAUAUAUACACACAUCGAUAAUACGAAAAUAACACGAAAUAAACACGAUAACUGAUAGUAGUAGAUGACAGGUUAGAAUACACAAACCGACGAUAUUUCUACGUAAUCUCGAACAUCAAUUGAACUCAACAAAUAUGACUAUCAACACUAUCAAUAACACUAACGUUCAUAUCCAGAACAAUAAACUAUCUUACAAAACUUGAAAGAGUGUCGUUCCCAUCGCUAACUGCGAGCGCACGCGAGAACGCAUGAACGCAGGCCAGCCAUUCGGUAGCAAGCGCGCGCGCGAGCGUACAGUGAAAACGUAAACAUGGCCGCGGAGAGUAGCGAAGGUUUGCCAAUAUCUCCGUCCGAGAAAUCGUUAACCGGUAGCUUAGUGUCCGAGGAGAAUGAGAAAAGUGUAUCGCGAUCGCCGUCGACUUACUCGAUACGGGAGGACAAGUGGCCGGAUCUAGUGGUAUCGAGGCCUAGAAAACUGGACGCUUGGUGGUUACCGAGACUACUCCGUGUGCGGAGCGGCUUAAAGGGAUCCAUCGUUACGAUUUCUUCUAUGCGGCAAGAAUCCCAGAACGGUCUGAAGAUCAGACCAGCGGGUGACCACGGCGUGCAUCACGGUGGUGUCAUGCUUGAGGAAGACAUGGCCGGCGCCCAGGAUACCAUAUACCUGUGCAACUUUCGCGUGUCGGUGGACGGCGAGUGGCUGUGCCUGAAGGAGCUUCAGGACGUCGAGUUCUCGUUGCACGACUCGAUCCAACGAUCCCCCUCGCCACCGCUUGCUCUAAGUGGUAUUAACCAUCAUCAUCAUCAUCAUCAUAACGAUCAUCAUCGCCAGCAACAGCGAGAGCUUCGCGAUAUAAUGCCGUCAAGCCCACCGCCAUUGCAGCACGUUUCCAGCUUGUCACGGGAUCCAGUGAUCAUCGAGAGGAGUAACCUCGUUAAUAUCUCGAAAUUAAUCGUGAAGGAGCUGAUCGAAACGUCUUUGAAGUAUGGUCGAAUGCUCGACUCUGAUCAUAUGCCGUUGCAACAUUUCUUCAUCGUUCUUGAACACGUGCUUAGGCAUGGUUUGCGACCAAAGAAGGGUCUCCUUGGACCCAAGAAGGAGCUUUGGGAUAUUCUACAGCUCGUUGAGAAAUAUUGCCCCGAAGCGCAGGACAUUACGUCCAGUAUUCGUGAUCUACCCACUGUUAGGACCGCCAUGGGUAGGGCAAGGGCAUGGUUGCGCAUGGCGUUAAUGCAGAAAAAGUUGGCGGAUUACUUGAAAGUUUUGAUCGAUCACAAGGAGGACAUACUGUCCGAGUACUUCGAGCCAGAUGCUCUGAUGAUGAGCGAGGAGGCGAUCGUUAUAAUGGGCCUGUUGGUCGGUUUGAACGUGAUCGAUUGCAAUUUCUGCGUGAAGGAGGAAGACCUCGAUUGUCAACAAGGGGUGAUCGAUUUUUCAUUGUAUCUGCGGAACAGCAAUCACAUACCCGGCGAAUCCCCGGACGACGAGCUGGAAAACGACAACAUGACGACCGUGCUCGAUCAGAAAAAUUACAUCGAGGAGCUGAACCGACAUUUGAACGCUACUGUGACCAACCUUCAAGCUAAAGUGGAAUCAUUGACAACUACGAACGCUCUUAUGAAGGAGGAUCUCUCCAUAGCUAAGAAUAAUAUACUGUCCCUUCACGAGGAGAAUAGACAAUUGAAGAAAGAGUUAGGAAUCGAGAUCAAAGACACGAACGAGAAUGGGAAACCACCGAUCAAAAUCACUGAAACGACCACGGAAAUCGAGGAGUUGAGAAGUAGAUUAGAGGCUGAAAAGAAAAUGCGGCAGGAUGUAGAGAAGGAGUUAGAGUUGCAGAUGAGCAUGAAGUCGGAAAUGGAAGUGGCUAUGAAACUGUUGGAGAAAGAUAUUCACGAGAAACAAGACACGAUUAUAUCGUUGCGACGGCAACUCGAUGAGAUCAAAUUAAUUAACUUGGAAAUGUAUAAAAAGCUACAGGAAUGUGAGCACGAACUAACGCAGAAAGGGGAAAUGGUGAGCCGGCUCCACGCCAAGACGAAUCAAAUAGGGAAGAUCCUGAAUAAUCUCGAGAAGUGCAACCACAUGAAAAAGGAGGUGGAGAAUAUUCGUAGCCCGACGACACCGAGCAGUGUAACGAAAUCUAUCCUAAAUAAGACCAGUCCCACCUCGCCCAGGUGUUACGCUGACAAUGCGGUUGAUUAUCAACAACAACAACAACAGCAUCCCCAGUCCAAUAAUCAGCAACAAUCGGCUAACAAUCUGCAAAAGUCGACUAAUAACCAGCAUUUAUUUCAGGAGUGCGAAGGCUCGCUUAAGCAUAAAACAGAACUGAUCACUAAAUUGGAGGCUAAGACGCUAUCGAUGACUGAGACCAUCCAGAAAAUGGAUGAGAAGUGCAAGGAAAUCGACGACGUGAAAUCAGGAGCGGUGGAGAGGGUGAAGAUUUUGGGCGCAGAGGCUGCCGAGAGGGAGGCGAGGGCGAAUGGGGUCGAGAGGGAAUUGCGACUCGAACGUGAAUGGCGGACCUCCUUGCAGGAAGCAUCGAUCUCCAACGCGGAGAAGAUCUCUCAAUUACAUCAGGAAAUCGAUCAGUUGAGGCGAGUGUCCGAGAAAUACCUGGCCCUGCAGGAGGAGCAUUACGCGUUGAGGGAGAUCUGCACCGAGCAGGAGAGAACUCUGGAGGAACUUGGGGGGCAAUUGAGCGCCGCGAAAUUGGCGGCCGUCGAAUUAAGGGAGGCCGCUGACAACGCUCAACACCAGCACCAACAGCACCACCAGCACCACCAGCACCACCAGCAGGAGGGAGCGGCGACCUGGGCGAACGAUCGGCUGGUCACCCAUUGCAAGAGCUGCAACCGUGAGUUCAACAUCACUCGUCGCAAGCACCAUUGUAGAAACUGCGGCAAGAUCUUCUGCAACGCUUGCAGCGACAACACCACGUCCCUGCCGAAUUCAUCGAAACCUGUACGCGUGUGCGACGAGUGUUACGUGUUCCUGGUCGGUCGUUACACGUGUGCACGCUAGCGCUAACCGAUUUUGUCCAUCGUACGCUCGACGUGGCCGAUUUACCCAAGGACGAGAACAAACAAUGGGCAAACAAUGGAAGAAAGGAUCUAUCCCGCACAUAUACUCUCUCUCUCUCUCUGACAUACAUAUACACAUGUAAACACAUGUUUCUGCUGUCCUCGAAGAUCGCUUCCUUCCUCGUCGCCGUUCAUUUUCAAUUCGGCGCACGCGGUUGUUGUUCGAAAAGGUGUCGAAUCUACAUCGCCUCGAGUCCAAUCCCUUUCAUCGCAACAUCAUCGAGCGACGUUCUGUAAAAGAUUCGGGAAAUAUUGUUACGAGAGGGAGAGGCCGGCCGCCAUUUUGUCUCGAGGCUUUCCGAUGGAAAAAGUGUUUGCAUUUUAUAUUUUGACGAGGUAAUUUCGAUUGGUAUGCUUGAUUGGCACGUCGGUUUUUUCGUGACUACUCGGUGUGUAUCUUGACGUGCAAGGGGAGAUUGGGACGAGACGAAAUGUUUUGGAAAAGUGUGUCGUAUUGAGAAAAUUAUUAUUAUUAUUAUUAUUAUUAUUAUUAUUGCAUUAAGAUUAGAAUUUUUGUAAGUAGGGGGCAUUUGAAGGUCGGGAUUGUUUUUUUAAAUGUAGAAUUAUAUAGCAUUCACUUUUAUCGUAUUGUUAUAAAUAUUAUAUAUGUUAUUUUAAUUACAAAUAUAUUUUUUAAUGCAUGAAUUAAUUUUGUGGAAAAGUGAAGAUUAUAUAUAUUUUAUGAAUGGAAUGUUGAAAAAAAUACUUGACAAAAAAUGUUAUCAGAUUUACUGAAAAAAAAAAAAGUAUUAAAUAUAUAUAGUAUGCAGUAUGGAUAUGUGGUAUCAACAUGAUGGAUGUCCUGUUCGCUGCGCUAGGUAUAUCGAGUGAGAGAAACGUUAAAUGAUAGUCUUCUAUUAUCGUUUCACCAUUAUUAUUCUGCAAGAAGAAAUAACGUGUGAGAAAAAGAAAUAUUGUCUUUUUAAAACAGUUGAGUUGUACACCAUCUUUCGAUAUUUUAAUUAACAACGGUUGGAUUAUAUUUGAUCCAGACGAUUUGAUAAUCGAUAACGAAAAUUUAAUAAGUUUGAAUUCGUUUGAUACGUGCCACUUUUCAUCCAACUCGUCGAAUCCGAGAAUUCUUAAAUAUCUUUUAAAGCAAUAGUUUUUCGAUUUAAGUUAAAUUUGGUAUUUUAUUUUUAUGAAGAAUGAUGAACUGAAUUGAUUCAUGUAUUGAAAAAUGUAUAAUUUUAUUUAGGAAAAAAUUUGACUUUGAAAUGUCUUCUAUCGAAUGUUUAUUUAUAAAAAUUUAACUCUCAUCCGAAACAUUUUUCAAUACAAUCAAAAUUUUUGAUAUUUCAAAUUCCAAUCUUAAGUGUCUUAUUCUAUAGAGUUCUGAAUUAGCUAAUUAAAAAAGGUUUAUCUGUGAUUUUUUUAUGAUAGAAAAAUAUUCUAUAAGUAAUUGAAGAUAAAAUAAAAUUAUUUUUUUUGUAUUAAUUAAUAAAAUAUUAAAAUGAUAUAAAAAUAAAUAAAAAUAUUGGAAAAUAAUGGAUAGAGAAUUCGUAUAAAUUAUUAAUAUUUUAGAAAUAAGUAAAGUUAUAGAACAUUAGAUUUUAUUUCAUUUUUCAAAAAUAAUGAAUUUGUAUAAAGAAGGAAUUUUGUGUGUAUUGUUAUUGUAAUAAAUAAAAUAUUUUUUUUUUAUAUUUUACUAUAUUUACUUUCUAUCAUAAAGAAACAACAGAAAUUUUUUAAUUAUCUAAUCGUUUCUGUAUUAAAAUUGUAUUUUAUUAUAUCACUAGAUGAAUUGUUAACAAAACUUAUAUUAUAGCAAAAUAUUUAUAAAGAAGAAGAAUAAAAGAAAUAUUUAUAAAGAAAACGAAUUAAAAAAAUACGAAUUAAC